Meleagris gallopavo (turkey) is the source of this 315-nucleotide messenger RNA. NCBI's taxonomy places the organism in Eukaryota, Metazoa, Chordata, Aves, Galliformes, Phasianidae. The record is from RefSeq and is a predicted model, not a curated record.
UGCACGCCCGAGUGUCGCGCCGUCAUCGAGGACAUGCUGGCCGUGCCCAAGGCCGUGCUGCUCAACGACUGCGUCUGCGACGGGCUGGAGCGGCCCAUCUGCGAGUCGGUUAAAGAGAACAUGGCCCGCCUCUGCUUCGGCGCCGACGUGGGCAGCAACGGCGCGGGCAGCAGCGGAGGCUCGGACGGCGGCCUGGAGGAAUACUACGACGAGGACUACGAGGAGGAGCCGAGCCAGAAGGGGAGGGACGAGGCGGAGGACAAUGCGGGCCCGGAGCCCGGGUUCCCCAUGCAGGCGGAUGGUGCCGGCCGGGCC